Soboliphyme baturini is the source of this 234-nucleotide messenger RNA. The record is from the annotation of a GenBank genome assembly. NCBI's taxonomy places the organism in Eukaryota, Metazoa, Nematoda, Enoplea, Dioctophymatida, Soboliphymatidae.
AUGUCCAGUCGAGGGCGAGGAGAGAAGAGGCGAGCUAGGCGAGGCCAGGCGAGUCGAGUCACGUCUCGUGCUGUCAUUGAUCGAAGCGGAAGUAGGCAAGAGGCGAGGCGAGGCGAGGCGAGGCGGGGUCGGGCGCCUAUCGUUCAGUGUAAAGCGCAAUUGGGAAACGCGAAUCGUCUGUGGAAAAUAACCGGUUACCGAGAAGAACCUCGAAUCGCCUUCGUCGUGUCUUAA